UGUGCGCGGGGCCGGCAGAGGAGCGCGGAGUCGCGGCGCCCUCGCUCUGCUUGCGGCUCGGCUACCCACUGCGUCCGCUCCUGCGGUGCCGCCGUCGCCAGCUCCAGAUGGGGAAGGACCAGGGCUUCUCCCGGCACUUUCGGAUCUUCAUCCCCAAGAAGCACCGGGCGCGCUUCGACGAGGUGGUGUCGCAGGGUCUGCUGGGCAAGCUGUGCCGCGCGCGGCGGGCGCAGAGCGCGCAGAGGCUGCGCCGGAGCCGCAGCGAGGAGCGGCCCGAGCGCCUCCUGGUGUCCACGCGCGCCAGCGCCGCCCCGCGCCGCCCCGACGAGCCGCCCCCGCUCAAGGCCGCCUCGCUGCUGGCCGGCCGCGCCUGCUCGGGGCGCGCGCGCAGGACCGUCCGCGUCUACAAGGGCAACAAGAGCUUCGGCUUCACGCUGCGCGGCCACGGGCCCGUCUGGAUCGAGUCCGUCCUGCCUGGGAGCCCGGCUGACAAUGCCGCCCUCAGGUCGGGCGACCGGAUCCUCUUCCUCAACGGACUGGACAUGAGGAACUGCUCCCAUGACAAGGUGGUGUCCAUGCUGCAGGGCAGUGGCGCAAUGCCCACCCUGGUGGUAGAGGAGGGACUCGUCCCGUUCCCCAGCGACUCCGAUUCUUUGGAUUCCUCCAGCCCGUCGGCGGCGCUCACCUCCCUGCAGUGGGUGGCGGACAUCCUGCCGGCCAGCAUCCGCGUGCAGGGGAGGACCUUCAGCCAGCAGCUGGAGCGCCUGCUCACGCCUCCCGAGCGCUACGGGGUCUGCCGGGCCCUCGAGAGCUUCUUCCAACACAGGAACAUCGACACCCUCAUUGUCGACGUCUACCCGGUGCUGGACACGCCCGCCAAGCAGGUGCUCUGGCAGUUCGUCUACCAGCUGCUGACUUACGAGGAGCAGGAGCUCUGCCAUGAGAAGAUCGCAUGUUUCCUGGGCUACACCGCCAUGACCGCAGAGACAGAGCCGGAGCUGGACCUGGAGCCGGAGCUGGAUCUGGAGCCGGAGCCGGAGCCGGUGCCCGAGCCCCAGCCACGGAGCUCCCUGCGGGCCUCCUCCAUGUGCCGCCGCAGCCUGCGGUCCCAGGGCCUGGAGGCCGGCCUCGCCUGCGGUCCCAGUGACUGCCCUGAGGUGCCUCUUCCUCUGAUCCCGGGCGAGCGCCAGGCAGGCGACGGCACAUCCCUUCCCGAGACCCCCAACCCCAAGAUGAUGUCGGCCGUGUAUGCGGAGCUGGAGUCCAGGCUAAGCAGCAACUUCGCAGGGAGGAGGGGGUCCACCUCCAGAUCCCGAGCCUCCCCCCCAGCGCCCAGCCCGGCCGGCACAGCAGGGCCCAGGACCCUGUCCGGCAUCUCCUGGCCCAGCGAGCGGCUCCGACCCUCCCCCUGCUACUACCCACUGUGCUCCGAGGGCCCGGCCUCCCCCAGCAGCUCCGAGUCCCACCCCUACGCCAGCCUGGACAGCAGCAGGGCGCCCUCCCCGCAGCCAGGCCCCCGGCCCCUGCACCCCGACAGCCCCCCGAGCCCGGACCUGGGCCGCCAGCCCAGUCGCAGGAAGCUCUUCACCGCCUCCGGGCCCGCGCGGAGCCGGGACACCGACCGCUUCCUGGACGCCCUGAGCGAGCAGCUGGGCCCGCGGGUCACCAUGGUGGACGAUUUCCUGAGCCCCGAGAACGACUACGAGGAGAUGAGCUUCCAUGAGGACGACCAGGGCAGCUUUGUCACCAACGAGCGGAGCAGCGCCAGCGAGUGCAUCAGCAGCAGCGAGGAGGGCAGCUCCCUCACCUACUCCUCCAUGUCCGACCACGUCCCCCCGCCCCCGCUCAGCCCCCCGCCGCCGCCACCCCUGCCCUUCCACGACCCCAAGCCCAGCUCCCGCACCCCGGACGGUCCCCGGGGUCCCACUCAGACUCUAGCCAAGCCCCUCACCCAACUCAGCCACCCGGUCCCGCCCCCGCCCCCGCCACCCCUGCCCCCACCCGUGCCCUGUGCCCCCCCCAUGCUGUCCCGGGGCCUGGGCCACCGCCGCAGCGAGACCAGCCACAUGAGCGUCAAGCGCCUUCGGUGGGAGCAGGUGGAGAACUCGGAGGGCACCAUCUGGGGUCAGUUGGGGGAGGACUCUGACUAUGAUAAGCUGAGUGACAUGGUGAAAUACCUUGACCUGGAGCUCCACUUUGGCACCCAGAAACCGGCUAAGCCCGUGCCCAGGCCCGAGCCCUUCAGGAAGAAGGAGGUGGUGGAGAUCCUGUCCCACAAGAAGGCCUACAACACCUCCAUCCUGCUGGCGCACCUGAAGCUGAGCCCGGCCGAGCUGCGGCAGGUGCUGAUGAGCAUGGAGCCGGGGCGGCUGGAGCCCGCGCACCUGGCGCAGCUGCUGCUCUUCGCGCCCGACGCCGACGAGGAGCUGCGCUACCAGGCCUUCCGAGAGGCGCCCGGCCGCCUCAGCGAGCCCGACCAGUUCGUCCUGCAGAUGCUGUCGGUUCCGGAUUACAAAACCCGCCUGCGCAGCCUCCACUUCCAGGCCACGCUGCAGGAGAAGACGGAGGAGAUCCAGGCCAGCCUGGAGUGCCUGCGCCAGGCCUCCCUGGAGCUCAAGAACAGCCGGAAGCUCGCCAAGAUCCUGGAGUUCGUGUUGGCCAUGGGCAACUAUCUCAAUGACGGACAGCCCAAAACCAACAAGACCACGGGCUUCAAAAUCAACUUCCUGACGGAGCUGAACUCCACCAAGACAGUGGACGGGAAGCUCACCUUCCUGCACAUCCUCGCCAAAUCGCUGAGCCAGCACUUCCCCGAGCUACUGGGCUUUGCGCAGGACCUGCCCACGGUGCCCCUGGCGGCCAAAGUGAACCAGCGGGCUCUGACCGGCGACCUGGACGACCUGCACGGCACCAUCCGCGAGAUCCAGGCUGCCUGCCAGAGCACGGCCCCCUCCAGUGAGGACAAGUUUGCCGCCGUCAUGACGUCCUUCCUGGAGACGGCGCAGCCGGCGCUGCGGGCGCUGGACGGGCUGCAGCGAGAGGCCGUGGAGGAGCUGGGCAAGGCGCUGGCCUUCUUCGGAGAGGACUCCAAAGCCACCACCUCCGAGGCCUUCUUCGGCAUCUUCGCGGAGUUCAUGAGCAAGUUCGAGCGGGCCCUCGGCGACCUGCAGGCCGGGGAGGGUGCGCGCAGCUCGGGCAUGGCUUCGCCCCUGGCCUGGUGACAGCGCGACCGCGCCCCCUUCGGCCUGGGUGUGGAGAGGAACACCAGAGGCUGCGGCCUCGGCCCGGGGCCACCUAGGUUGGGGCCUCGCCCACCCCUUGGACCCUCCUGCCUGGGACCCCGGGCUGCUAUGCCCACGGAGCCCACGUCUCCAGCUACCUCAGCACUGAACGUCAGCCACUGCGAAGGUCGGGGUUCUGCGGGACCCCAUCUCCCGGCCGAGCCCCAGGCCUGAGUGCCGGGGUGCAGGAGCCACCGUGCACUCGCAGGGAAGGUGACCCCCCGGGAGGGCCGCCAUCGCUCCCUGGCCUGGCUGUGCCCCGGUUCCGCGGGCCCCCUGCACCUCACGCCACCUGACCCCCAGGCAGGCCAGCAAGGGCUGCCGCCCGAACCCUCGGGACGGAGGGGACUCGGGUGGGGGGCUGCGACCUGCAGGUGAAUUGCGAGUGGCCGGGGCCCUGGCGGCCUCUGCUGUCUGCUCCUCCAUGGCUUGGCUCCCACCGGGCCCUGGGGGUCGUCAUCGGGGGGCACAGACCUCCUGGACCCGAACCCUGGAGCGGGAGGCAGAGGCCCUUGAGCACGCCACCCCGGGCACUGUGAGCUGCAGGCCCCUCUCCCAGCCGGGCCUCAGGGCUGCUGGGAGCUGGAGGGAAAAGCACUUGGCGGUGCCCAGAGGCGGGCGGGGGGCGGGAGGGAGGGAGGAGAGAGCAGGGAGAAACAGCCAAGGGCUGGGCAAGGAAGAUCCGCUAUGCUGGGCGGCAGCAUUGAGGCUUUAUCUGGGGGGCGGACAUCUCUCAGUUUCCAAGCAGUCAGGCAGCGGGAUGGGCGUCAGAGGCAGGCCGGAGAGACGGAGACGACCGGGUGCCGCCUGGACAGGACGUGGUGGCUGCCGGAUGGGUCUGUGAUGGUCCCUGGAACGGGUCCUUGAGAAAAGCAGGCUUCGGGGGGAGGGACACCAUCUCGGACUUUCCGCGAUCCCAGCAGCUGUACUUGUGUCUGGAGCUACCGGGGCGCAGGGGUGCACGGGCGGGAGGGCGCGUUGACUUCUGUCCGGGCUCCAGGUGGCAGGCCCUGGCCUCGGGCAGCUCCCUGUCGCCUCUCUCCUCAACCUUCUCCCAGGGACUCUGAUCCGGGCUCUAGGCCCGUCCCUCGGAGGCCCACCCU
Myotis myotis is the source of this 4384-nucleotide messenger RNA. It is a transcript of the gene GRID2IP, whose product is annotated as Grid2 interacting protein. The transcript has 21 exons. Bases 108 to 3221 code for a protein of 1037 amino acids. The record is from RefSeq and is a predicted model, not a curated record. NCBI's taxonomy places the organism in Eukaryota, Metazoa, Chordata, Mammalia, Chiroptera, Vespertilionidae. Gene Ontology annotation, molecular function: protein binding.